UAGGUGUACAAAUGCACCAUUUAGUACUAGUUUAACCGUCAUCAACUAAAGAUGUACGUGAAUAUGGAAUCAUCAAUUUUUACAUUUGUACUCCUCGUUUCUUUAAUCCAAGGAAUACAUUCUUUCAAGUGUUACGAUUGUAAUGGAAGUGAUUGCUUAAAUAUUACUACUAAAACUAUGACUGGUAGAGUGUAACAGUGAUAGUGUGUGUUAUUCCUUCAGACACAACGACUCAAAUGGGAGAGUAGCAUCAAGAGGUUGUACUAAAAAUAUAGGAGACUUGUGCGGUUCUUUUGCUGAUUCAUAUUCAAGCACCAAUUGCAAAAUUUGUUCUUCAGAUCUAUGUAACAACGAAACCAUCGAGCCUUACAACACAACAUUGUGUUACAAAUGUAAUGAUGAUGACGCUUGUUUCGACCCUGUCCAAAACAGAGUUGAACAGGUGAGAUGUAAUAUGGAGACAUCAUUUUGCUAUUCCCAUAGGUACAAAUAUGGUGUCGGAUACAAAGUUGAGAGAGGUUGUUACUCUGGUACUAACAACUUGACCGUUUGCAACGAAUUGAGUAGAGUACGAACCUCAUCAAAUUGUUUGGCUUGUACUACAGAGACUUGUAACUACCAAAGAAUUCUGAAAACUCCUGGAAUGAGUUGCUACGAUUGCAACGAUGAAAACCAAUGCUUUCACCCAGAACAAUAUUCGAUUCCCAUAACAACCUGCAGUUCGGAAAACGCAGUCUGUUUCGCUUUCCAGGCCUACCCAGAUGGUGUAAAAAAAGCUUACAGGGGAUGUUUUAAUGAUGGAGGUACUACUUCGGAAGUAAAAGAAAAACUUAAUGAAAAAUACAAAAAUAUUAACAUCUCGAAACUCUCCGUGUGUGAACAAAGCAAUUGCAAUUCUUUACAGUUGCCUUUGGAAUGUUACACUUGCGGAGGAGUCAACAAUUAUGGUGGAUGUCUGGAUCCGAGUUCCAAUCCCGAUACACAAAUCAAUAAGUGCGAACCAAAGGCCAACAUGACUCAAGUCUGCACUAGUUAUUAUAUCUCAGAUGCUAAGAAGGUGGUAAGGCGUUGUGCCAAUGUAGACAAAACGGUCCUUGAUGUUUGUGACCUUAUCAGUAACCAAUUCAAAGGUGGAAGCAAAAUUACACAGUGCAAUUAUUGUUCAGAAGAUCUGUGUAACAAAGACAUCAUUAAUGGUGCCUCCUUUAAUGGUCUCAGUUUUUAUACUCUCAUUGUCGGUUUCGGAGCUGUUUUACUCACUGGACGACUCUGAAGCAUCAAUAGGUCUUGAAAUAUAGUUAUAGGUUAUUGUAACUUAAAUGAAAUAAUAUUCUUUAUUAAAAA
This is a messenger RNA of Aethina tumida (small hive beetle), 1344 nucleotides long. RefSeq lists its product as uncharacterized. The record is from RefSeq and is a predicted model, not a curated record. The coding region runs from base 455 to 1273 and encodes 272 amino acids. NCBI's taxonomy places the organism in Eukaryota, Metazoa, Arthropoda, Insecta, Coleoptera, Nitidulidae. The transcript is spliced from 8 exons.